Monodelphis domestica (gray short-tailed opossum) is the source of this 7489-nucleotide messenger RNA. It is a transcript of the gene CLIC5, whose product is annotated as CLIC family member 5. The record is from RefSeq and is a predicted model, not a curated record. NCBI's taxonomy places the organism in Eukaryota, Metazoa, Chordata, Mammalia, Didelphimorphia, Didelphidae.
GUUAAUGAGUGGAUCAAUAUUAACAAGCAUAUGUAAUCAAGUUUUCUCUGGCACAGGAGAUCCCAGAACAAAACUAGAACAAAUCAAGGGAGAAGAAUUGAUUGAUGUUUUAUCAACAGAUACACUGGAAGAUGAUACAGGCCCAGUGUUCCUUAAAGAAAGACUGCACAGACCAACAAGGAUGGAAGACACAGCUUACAGCACCAUCUAUGACACUAUUCAAAAAGAGGAGGCAUAUGAGGUUCCUGAUCAGUCAUCCGAAAGUGAAGAUGGUCUUUAUGACCAGGUUAGUCAUGAUGAGUUUUCUCAAGGUUCCACUAUAGAUACAAAAACCACAUACAUCAAUGUCCAGGAGACUCCAGAGAAUGACUCUGUGCUCCCCUACUCAGGCAGUGAUGAAGAUUACAGCUUGGUCGAUUCUCAGCAUGGAGAGGGAAAUUAUGAGCUGCCUGAAGAAGCCUAUGAGCAGGCUGAAGAUGUCUAUCAGCAGCCUGAAAAAGCCCACGAGUUGCCCCAAGACACCAACCAGUUAUCAGAACCAAUCUACCAGGAAUUGAAUGAAGCAGACCAGAAGCUUGAAGGAAUUUAUCAGGAGACCAAGGCAUUCUACCAACUGGAUGAAGAAGGUCCAGAGGAUCAAUCCAUGAAGAGCAGGAUGAUCCAUUGUCCAGAUCCCUGCUCAGAUGAUAGAGAAAUAGGCAAUAUUCUCCCUGGGGACACACUGCUCUCUCCCACUGCCUUCAGCAUACAGUCUACCAAAACCCUCUCCACUACCUUGUUUUCCAGAUCCAGCAGUUUGCAAGAAGAUAGAAACUCAUCCACUGACCUGGAGAUCCAUCUCUAUGUCAAGGCUGGAUCAGAUGGCGAAAGCAUUGGGAACUGCCCAUUCUCUCAGCGUCUCUUCAUGAUCCUAUGGUUAAAAGGAGUCGUAUUCAAUGUCACCACAGUGGAUCUUAAAAGAAAACCAGCUGACCUGCACAACCUGGCCCCUGGGACUCAUCCGCCAUUUCUGACAUUCAACGGGGAUGUCAAAACUGAUGUUAACAAGAUUGAAGAGUUCUUGGAGGAGACCUUGACCCCGCAAAAGUACCCCAAACUGGCUGCUAAACACAGAGAAUCCAACACAGCUGGGAUUGACAUCUUCUCCAAGUUUUCUGCAUACAUUAAGAACACAAAGAAACAAGAUAAUGCCUCUCUUGAGAGAGGCUUGACAAAGGCAUUAAAGAAACUGGAUGAUUACCUGAGUAUACCUCUGCCUGAGGAGAUAGAUGCUGAUACUUGUGGAGAUGAUGAGAAGAUCUCUAGGCGAAAAUUUCUGGAUGGGGAGGAGCUGACCCUCGCUGACUGCAAUCUGCUACCCAAACUCCACGUGGUCAAGAUUGUAGCCAAGAAAUACCGCAACUAUGAGAUCCCUGCAGAGAUGACAGGUCUAUGGCGAUACCUCAAGAAUGCCUAUGCACGAGAUGAGUUCACUAACACUUGUGCAGCUGACAGUGAGAUCGAGAUGGCUUAUGCUGAUGUAGCCAAGAGACUCAGCAUAUCUUGAACACUCCCUCACCUCAUUUUGUUUCUGCUGCAAAAAAAGACUUAUUCUCCACCAAAGACUCCACCUUCACAGACUCUUCCCUAUUGGGAAAUUUUAUUUUGUUGUUAUUGUUGUUGUUUUCCAUUACCAUGUCUUGCUGAUGUCACCAUAACACUAACAUACUAUCUUUCAUAAAUAUCUUGAACUCGUUCGGUCUUACCAUUGGGGAAAUUGAAGGGUAGAGGUGACAGAAUCCCAUCACUUAAUCUUUUCAGGCACUCGUCUGAUUUUAGUUAGUCCAAGUGCUUGAAGCCCUCUCAUACUUGGAGUUAUUUAGCUGGCUACUUUGCCAACAUCUCAAACAUGUUCUUGAAUGAAUUAAGAGCAUGGCUCCUCUUCUCCCCUUUUCAUUAACCCCAGUGACUAAGGAUAUGAGCCACUUUACAAGUAGAUCUUGUCAGAGGCAGUAAUUUUGCCUUGACACAAGAGUUAUAAGACAUGAGAGAAGGAUGACAGUGAGUGGUGAUUGCUAGAUUCUUGCAGAGAUACUUUCAGCCAGAAUCUUUUAGCAACCCCCUUGCCAAUGAGUCCUAGAUGAAGAGAAUUGAACAUUGCUCUAGUCACUGGCAUAGCUGGCUACGCUGCUACCUUUGGUGCUGGUGAUGUAGUUAUAAUGCUGCCUAGCUGUUGUUGAACUAGACUUUCACUUCUCCCAGACUAUGGUGUGAAAAAGGGUGAACACACAAUUUUCAAGCAGUGUACUUGCAGACCAAUGGAAAAGUUGGUGACCCAGAGUGAGAGGGCUAGAGGGUGGAGCAGUGUUGAUGCCAAAAGGCCCACUGGGUCUGCCAGCCAUUAGGGGGAUGCUUUGAGCACUAUUUGCUUACCACUGGGCUGUAUAUAUUUAUCAAUGUAUAUGUUUUGAUUCAUGGGGAGGGGAGAAAAAUGAAUUCUUUGCAGGACUUAAGUGUUGAAAUCUGCCAGGCAGGUCUGACCUCUUUUUCUCUAAGUCUUGGAAUGAAGUAUAUCUCUUUACCAUCAGCCUUUCACCUAAAGAACUAAGAAAUGGCCAAAAGAUUUCCCUUUAGUUUCUCCUAGUUUUCCUUGUUUACUGACUGUCUCAGAUAAGUUCAUCCAGUUGCUUUUAAAUGAUUAAUUUAUAUUAGUAGCAGCCUCCAAUGUAUGAAAAUUACUUUGGGGCUAUAGUUUGAGUACUAAACAUCUUAAGGAUAAAUUCUUUGAGAUUUUCAUUCUGAAGGAACUAUGUGCUUUGAACUCGAGUUCAACAUUGCUUUUUUAUCCCAUUUGGUGAAAUGUACCAACCCAUCCAGGUCAUGGUUCUGACCCUUAAAAGUUCUCUGCCAAUUAUAAAAGGUGACUUACAUCAGAGCUAUAAUUAAAGAAGGGUGACCAAAGUUUAGUCCAAGGGCACCAAACUUUAGAGGAUGCCAAAAGUACCAUUUCAUAGUACUCUUCCUUCUAUCAUAUGAGCUUCUCCUUUACCUGUCUCAACCUUAGUGAUGGCAGCCUUAUAUUUAGAUGUGCUUCUUUCCUUUAGUGGUGAUGCCCAAGGGUAGCUUUUAUACCUUUGAUUCACUCCACAUCUUGUUCCCUGCCCCCUUUUCCAUUUUUCUCUGCAAGAAUUCCUUUUUUUGACUGAACAACAUUUUGCUUGAUGGUUUUGCUCCCAUCACUUUUCCUUUGUAACAUAAGAAUUCUGUGAAAAGGGAACUUAAAACAUGAAGUGGCCACCAGCUCAAUCUCCCAAUAAUUUCACAAUGAGGAACACUAUAUAGGGGCAGGGACCAGAUUCAAUAGUCCUUCCCUAUUUAUUUCAUGUUGGUAGAGUAAGCAGUUUAAGAGCACCUCAAAACCACUGCAUUUGAUUCAGCAUUUCUCACAAUAGUCAAGGCAUACAGGUAUACAUCUCUCCAUGGGAACAGUACCAAGAGAAUCUCUUCUUCCCCAGAGAUUCUGGAGAGGAAAUGACACCUUGACCAGAAGAUGGAGAGCAGAAAAGAUGUACCUUAAUUUUCAAUAUUUUGCCUUUUGCCUGUAGGAGGAAAUGACUCAGUAAGACUUUUAUAGGACCUGGGGGGCAGAGGGAAGGAAGGGUUGAAAAUAUAGAAUGAGUCAAUUCAGUUCUUAGUUUUCAAGGAACCGUUCCAUGGGCUCCAUGGAAACCCUGCUACUUGAGAUGUUUAAACAUGAGAUUCGAUGUGGAAAUAAACCAUUUUUACUGUAGGAAAAAAGUCCUGAAUUGGGCCCUGGGGGCUGAUGUCCUGAAUGGUCCCAGAGGUCUUUUAAUUAGUGUGAAAUCCUGUCGUACUCAGAAAUGCUUCCUUGGCCUUACAGAACAAGCUAGAUGACCUAGAAGAGAGUUUACAUUUCUCAUUUCUAUGAGCUUCCGCACCCUCACCCUUCUUUCCUUUAAAACAUGCUCAGUGAGGGCAGAACCAGAGCUUACACAGAUACCUACUCACAGCUCUAAGGUGGGGCAGCUAUAGUGAGAGUUUUUAAAUGGAAUGCAAAUCACUCUGAUGGAUACCUCAAAGCCAAUAGGGAGAAAAUCUCUCAGAAAUGGCAUCCUUAGAGCAGCAAUGAUUUUGAUGCUUGAGGUAACUCCAUGUGUGAGAAUCAUAGAUAGCAGUUGAGAUUUAUAACAUGUUGACACUUCUGAAUGAUACCCAGUUUAGAUAUGCAUUUUUUGUCUCGUGCAUAGAAAAUAAUAUAACAUAUUUGAUUAAUAUUCAUAUUUUUAUAUCUCAAAACUGGAUUGAUUGGAGCAAUUAAAAUUAAGAAGGUAUAGUGGAAGCUUUGAGAUAAGGGUCAGAAGAUCUGGAUUUUCAUGGGACUUCCAAGUCACUGUUUGGCCUUGGACAAAUUAUUUCCCCUUUCUAGGCUUCACCUUCUUCUGUUAACUGAGAAGUUGGAUCAGAUCAUGUCAAGAUUCUUUAACAAUUUGACCUUUUAGAGUUUUAAUCACUCCAAUAAUAUUACUGCCUGCUCAUAUUUUUGAAAAUCCUCACAUAUAGUUUUCUAGAAAUUUGCACAUACAUAUGGUGAUUAUCAUACAUACUAUCUGCUUACUAUACAAUCCUAGUGAGUUAAUUUAAAUAAUCAUAGAGAGCAAAGAAAAGGCUUAUAUUCCCUAAUCUUACAUUUCCCUAUGUUCAGGACUAGAAGCAAAACUUGUAGACAUAAGACUAUAGAAUUUUAGACCCGAAAGAAACCGUAGGGGUCCUCUGGUCCAACCUCUCUGAGAACUAAAAUCUCUCUGCGUGUGAAUCAGAAACACAUUUAAAUAACUCAUAAAAACAAUCAUUUAGUGUUAGAUCAUAUUAUAUUUUAAUUUCUCUUUCUUUAAAUUCUUUAUUGUACAUUCAUAUGAGAAAUCAAUUGAAUAGUAAACUUUGAAACUCAACUUAUCUCUAUUCAUCAAUAUGACAUUGUAUGUAUUUACUACACAACUGAUGAUAGGUUAAUUCUUUACAAACCUUAAAAAUUUCUUUCAACAAGCAGAACCCUGUUUUUCAAAAGGAGGGGGGAGCAUUUGAAUAUCCUAAUACCAGUCUCCCUUGUUGGUCUGAUGACUUUAUGGUUCCUGCUGUGACCAUGACUGUCUUUUACAAAGCCACCAGAGGGGUAACAAUGCAAAUUCCUAGACACAGCUGGUGAAGAAGGCAUACAAUGAAUACUUGUUUGAAUUGGAUGGAAUGAAUUGAAUUUAAAGUGUUCAUUAUUACCAUUUACAUAUAGACCAUGUCUGUCAGACACCAAAAUAACCAGCUAGAAAAAUGGGAAAAAAUGCCAUCAAUAAUUUUGGGUUUUGCCCAUAUGAUGCCAAACAAUUGGACAUACUUUUCUCUGUGGAAUUUCCUAGAUUUUGUUUAUAUUUAGUUGCUCAUUUGUUUCAGACUAAGGCAUUUAUUUUUUUAGCAAUCUAAUAUUCCUAGAGCAUUUUUACCUCAAUGGUGAAAUUAACCAUCAUAUAUUUUUUUUUAAGUGUAAAAAUCAAGGGUUCCAUAUUUAGCAGUGCAUCAAACACUUAUUUAUGUAGCAGGAGAUGUUGCUCCCACAUAAAUUGCCCUGGAUAAAAUAUUUAAAUCAAUCAAUCAACCCACUUUCCAAAAUAAUGAAGUUCCUUCCAUUUCUUCUAAGCCUGUCUUUGUUGUCCAUCCUAAUUAUUUAGAACUAGAGCAGGGAGCUAUUCAUAAGAACCAUAGCCAUUUUUCUCCCUAGCUAAAGUCUUUCAUGAGACCCGAGGAAGAGUAGGACUUAAAGGUGCGCUAUCUUCUAGACAGUGCAAAAUUGAUGGAAUGAAAGAUGGUUUUCCCCUAGAAAAUCUCUCUUCCUCUUCUUUAAAAAAACUCAUUGAUAUAGUAACCAUGUUUCCGGAACCCUAAAUCAGCAUAUAUAAGUACUUCAUAAAAUGUGUGGGUUUUUUUUCUUUUCUUGAUUUGUGAAUGGGUAAGAGUAGUUGAAAUAUGAGACAGUUGCCACCCCAUGUUAAUUACAUUGGGCAGAAAUCCUGUAGCUUUUGGACCUACUGUUUUCAGUGAGCACUGCAUUCAGGGAUCCAUAAUACCAAAGAGUGAGAACAUGGUACAGUGGAAAGAUCUGAGUUUGUAGUCAGAGUACCUGUGUUAAAAUUCUCACUCUGCUACAAACUUCCAAUAUGAUCUUGGGCAGAUGACUUAACCUUCUGGAACUUAUGUUUCUCAUUUCUAAGAUAAAGAGAUUGGACCAGAUGAUGACCUCAAAAUUUCCUUUUCUGCUCUAGAUCUGUGAUCCUAUUAAUUAAAUUUCUGGGAUGAAUUAGUUAUUAAGGAGAGGAAGGCAAAAAAAAAUUAGGUCUCUGAAGAAAAUAUUAAUAACUUAAAUGACCUAUGAUAAGAGAAAUGUGAAGGUCUACAGCCAAGUUUUCAUUGACCUGCAGCAAUUUCCUUGUGAAUACCUCUGUGAGACAACUUUUUUUACUUUCUGUAGGAAAAAUCCUUCCUAAUAAGAGGGCAAAUACAAGAUAUUCCUUCUUGGACAGAUAAAACAUUAAUUUUAUAAUUAUAAUAGAGCUAAGAGUCUAUUUCCCAAAGGUUCACUCCUUCAUUUUUAAUGUUUAACAUUGCUACUUUUCAUAAACAUUUUAAGAGCAUAUUUUGGAGAGUUAUCUUCUCUCUCAAGUCAUCUUUUCUCUUGGUGAGGGAACUUGUCUCUAACUUAUGUGACCUUUUGAGCUGUUCAAUGUUCAAGGAAGAAAAUGGCAGAUCGACCUUUGUUCUAUUUGGUUUCUGAGUUCAAAUCUAACAAUUAUACACUGGUACCUUCUUAAAAAUAUGUGAAAGAAGAAAAAUGUGAUGUUUCCCUUAUCCCUUCCAAAGUUUCUCCAAUUCAAGCUCACAUUUUAUCAAAGAACUGUUAUACCCUUAUAUAAAGUUGAUCUUAGAUGUAAAAACAGAAGGCACCUUUCAUUGCAUAAACUAUAUCUCCCUAAAUGAAUGUGGGAUUGAUGUUUCAAACAGACCCUAUUGGUGAAGCCUAGUCUCAAGGAGACAAAAAUUCAAGAUCUUGUUUUAGGCAAGUUCUCUUAAUAUAGGCUAUGCAGGCACUUAAGAUUGUCCAAUAGAGAUGUUUGACUAUCUUUCUUUUUCCCUCUGUCCUAAACCUCUGACAGACCCUCCUAAAUCUUUGGAUUGAGUUAAAUAUAUCUUUUUUUCUUUCAAAAGAAAGAGCAUUUUAUUUACAGAUACGCUCCAUGAGAAAGUCACCUGAUUCUCACUAAACCUUUAACUAUGGUGAUAAAAUAACAGGACUUGCUGUGAAGCAUUAAUAAAUGUAAAAUGCUUUUUAAAUGAAGAAAAAAAGUUUUUUUCUCCUCAUGGAUCUGAACCAUUUGUAAAAUUAUUCCCCAGUUUUGAUUGGUACUUGAUUCAAAUAAAAUUUGGUUUAUUUUCAAAUAUUACAAAA